Peromyscus maniculatus bairdii (prairie deer mouse) is the source of this 593-nucleotide messenger RNA. NCBI's taxonomy places the organism in Eukaryota, Metazoa, Chordata, Mammalia, Rodentia, Cricetidae. The record is from RefSeq and is a predicted model, not a curated record.
GGCAUUGGGACUUAGUGGCUGUGGGCAAGUGAUUGUUCUCCUGGAUGCUCGUGUCAGAUCAGUGGAAAACUGAUUUUUUUUUUUUUUUUUUACACCUCGUUGUCCAGGAAGAGGCGGCUUGAGAGGAGCGAGGCUUUGUGCACUAGCACCCAGACGGGUUUGAAGUCUGCGACGAUCCCGUGUGACAGGUUGCGCGUCUAGAGAGGACAGCCAUGUCUAUGGAUCCAGCUGUCCAACAGAGUCAGGCUGCGGUGGCUGGGCAGGGAGCCCAGGCACAGGUUGCAGUAGGAGCAAAGACAUCGACUGACUGUAAAGAGGGUUGUAUGGCCUUUAACGACGUGGCUAUCUACUUCUUGAGGGAGGAAUGGACACUGCUUGAUGACUCUCAGAGGCGUCUCUACCACCAUGUGAUGAUGGAGGUCUUUGUUCUCAUGUCCUCAUUGGGACUCAUACCUUCUGGGACCCGUAACAUCACUCAGCUGGAGUCUUCAGAUCCCUUCAUUCCUGCACUGAGAUUCCUGACUCCAAGUAUGUGGAUGGUAUUUGGGAGGGUGGAGGUUGCUGAUGUAUGCACUCUGGAUGGGUUUAUAUGA